Molecule: messenger RNA, 9306 nt
Organism: Heteronotia binoei (common prickly gecko)
Lineage: Eukaryota; Metazoa; Chordata; Lepidosauria; Squamata; Gekkonidae
Gene: CASKIN1
Product: CASK interacting protein 1
Exons: 20
Coding region: 36-4463 (1475 amino acids)
Molecular function (GO): protein binding
Source: RefSeq, a predicted model, not a curated record
AGGGCCGGCCGGGGCUCGCCGCUCGCCCGCUCGCCAUGGGCAAGGACCAGGAGCUGAUGGCGGCGGUGAAGGCGGAGGACGUGGGCGCGGUGCAGAAGCUGCUGCAGAGGCCCAAGGCCGGCAAGGCCAAGCUUCUGGGAUCAACCAAGAGGGUGAACGUGAAUUUCCAAGACACCGAUGGGUUCUCCGCCCUGCACCACGCAGCCCUCAAUGGCAACACGGAGCUCAUCUCUCUGCUGCUGGAGGCCCAGGCGGCCGUGGACAUCAAGGACAACAAAGGGAUGCGCCCUUUGCACUACGCGGCCUGGCAGGGCAAGAAGGAGCCCAUGAAGCUGCUGCUCAAGGCCGCCUCCUCUGUCAACAUCCAGUCCGACGAGGGGCAGAUCCCCCUCCACCUGGCCGCCCAGCACGGGCACUACGACGUGUCGGAGAUGCUACUCCAGCACCAGUCCAACCCUUGCAUCCUAGACAACUCCGGCAAGACCCCUCUCGACUUAGCGUGUGAGUUUGGCCGUGUCGGGGUGGUGCAGUUGCUGCUGAACAGCAACAUGUGUGCCGCGUUGCUGGAGGCCAAGCCGGGAGACAUCACCGACCCCAACGGGACCAGCCCUCUGCACCUGGCCGCCAAGAACGGGCACAUUGACGUCAUCAGGCUCCUGCUGCAAUCCGGCAUCGACAUCAACCGGCAAACCAAGGCAGGCACGGCACUCCACGAAGCAGCCCUGUGCGGCAAGACAGAUGUUGUUCGCCUCCUUCUGGACAGUGGGAUCAAUGCCCACGUCCGCAACACCUACAGCCAGACGGCCCUGGACAUCGUCAACCAGUUUACCGCGACGCAAGCCAGCAAGGAGAUUAAACAGAUGCUGCGAGAUGCAUCGGCAGCCCUCCAAGUCCGGGCCGUCAAAGAUUACUGCAACAACUACGACCUGACCAGCCUCAACGUCAAAGCUGGAGACAUCAUCACGGUUCUGGAGCAGCAUGCAGACGGCCGGUGGAAAGGAUGUAUCCAUGACAACCGGACCGGCAAUGACCGCGUCGGCUACUUCCCGUCCAGCCUGGUGGAAGCGAUCAGCAAGCGCACAGGUUCCCGAGGGUCUGAUGCCAGCCCAUCCCACCUAUCGCCAGGUGCAUCUGCCACCACGCCAGCCCCAGCUGAAGAGAUCUGGGUGCUCCGGAAACCCUACUCAGGCGGCGACCGCAGCAGCGUUGGCAGCACGGGGAGCGUGGCCAGUGCCCGGAGCUCGGGGAGCGGCCAAAGUACGGGGAGCGGCAGCCACGCUCUCCACCCGGGCUCGGAAGGGGUCAAGCUGCUGGCGACGGUCCUUUCCCAGAAGGCGUCUGUGCAAGACUCGGCCGUGGGCGACGGGCCUGCGAAGGCAUCGGAGACACCCGCAGGUUCUUCUCGGACGCCGAGCCUCAGCAGCCCUCUGUACCCCACCCAGCCCUAUGGCGAGCAGCCGGUUAAAAAGGUGGAGCCCAUGUCAGAGGGGAAGAGCUCGGAGGCCGUGUACCAGUGGCUCUACAAGUUCCAGCUGCAGCUCUACGCCUCCAACUUCAUCAACGCCGGGUACGACAUCCCCACCAUCAGUCGGAUGACGCCAGAGGACCUGACGGCCAUCGGGGUGACCAAACCUGGCCACAGAAAGAAGAUUGCCUCAGAGAUCAACAAUCUCAGCACACCAGAGUGGCUUCCGGAAUACAAACCAGCAAACUUGGCUCUCUGGCUCUCCAUGAUUAGCCUGGGGCAGUACUACAAGGUGCUCGUGGAGAACGGGUACGAGAACAUCGAUUUCAUCACCGACAUCACAUGGGAGGACUUGCAAGAGAUUGGCAUCACCAAGCUGGGCCACCAGAAGAAGCUGAUGUUAGCCGUGAAGAAGUUAGCUGAAAUCCAGAAAGCUGAAUACAUCAAGUACGAGUCUGGGACCCUGAAGAAGAAAGGGGCACCGCAGUCGCAGGACACAGUGACCAUUGAGUCCCCGCAGCAGGAGACGGCGGAAUGCCAGUCCCCCAAGAUGAGCACUUUCCAGGACAGCGAGCUGAGCAGCGAGCUGCAGGUGGCCAUGACGGGUACCGGAGAGGAAGGGGCAGAAAAGCAGGCCAACCACAUGGGGCACUUCCGCGAAGGGGCAGCCUUCCGGCAUUCGGCCCGCCUGGUCCACGAGAACAGCUUGAGCGGGAGAGCAAAACACAUGAGCAGCUCCCAAGAGCUGCUCGGAGAUGGACCCAAAUCGACUGGCGCCGCCAUCUCCAGGAGCCAGGAGUAUCUGGCAGAGGACGGGAAAGAAGGGCCCGCCACUCUCCCCAAGGAAGUGCGGAGUCUCCGACACGGCCACAGCGUCAAGCGAGCAAGUGUGCCCCCGGUGCCUGGCAAGCCACGGCAGUCUUUCCCCCCAUCCGGAGGACACUACACUCCCCCGCAAACGCCCAUAAAGCCCCGCCCGUCCUCACCACAGGCGCUCAGCAUGUCCCACGCCACCGCCAAGGUGAAACCGACACCACAGUUGUUGCCACAGUCCGAUCGGCCCAUGUCUCCUCGCUCGCUGCCUCAGUCCCCCACGCACCGCGGCUUCGCCUAUGUCAUGCCGCAGCCGGUGGAGGCCGACGCCCAUGCGGCAGGGCCCUUAGCCCAAGCCGUGCCGGUGUUGCCCGUCUCCGUGCCAGUGCUGUGCCUCCCUCCCCAGGUGGGGGACGGCGAGGAGGAAAGCGGCCGGCCGAAGAAGAGGGCUCACAGUUUGAACCGUUACGCCGUGUCGGAUAGCGAGCAGGAACGAGACGAGUUGCUGGUGCCGGACGCCGGUCCCUACGCCACAGUGCAGAGACGAGUCGGGCGUAGCCACUCGGUGCGGGCACAAUCGGGCAACGACAAGAACGUCAACCGCAGCCAAUCCUUUGCAGUGCGGCCAAAGAAGAAGGGGCCCCCACCUCCGCCCCCCAAGCGCUCCAGUUCUGCCAUCUCUAGCACCAAUAUGGGCGACGACUUCACCAAGGAGGGGGAAGAAGGACUGGAGUUGUCUCCAGAACAGCAGCAGCGGCGCGCCAGUGAUUUCGGGGGGACUGUGGAUACAGGCAGUGCCGGCAGCGUCAAGAGCAUCGCUGCCAUGUUGGAAAUGUCGUCCAUUGGCGGAGGGGCCCGCGGACUCGCCAUGCAAAAGCCACCCGGUCUUGGGAAGAGUUCAGACGGGUACUACUUGCAACCUGGGGUUGCCGUACACCCGGCAAGCCCUGAACACUCUCGUGUUGCUACCGUGCUGGCCACUGUGAAGCACAAGGAUGCGAUUGGGCUAGACGGCGAGGUGGUGAAUCGCCGGCGAACAAUCAGCGGCCCUGUCACCGGGUUAGUUUCCGCUGCCCGCCGUGAGCGCUCAGACAGUAUCAAGUCUGAGGCGACUAAAGAUGGCGGCCCCACAGACCGACUGCGGGCGGAGCACGCCGGAGCCUCCCCGCAGAGCAGUUCUGGCGAGAACAUCCCCUUUGCCGAAGAGGGCAACUUGACCAUCAAACAGCGCCACCGGCAGAUGGGCGUGGCCAAGGCCGAAGUGGGGGAGGCCUCGUCGCUUUCCCACCGCGACCUCGGCAAAGUGGAGGCCAGCGCCACCCUCAAGAGGAGGAUCCGGGCCAAGCAAAGUCAACAGGACGGCAUCAAGUUCCUCCUCACGGAGUCUGACACAGUCAAGAGGCGGCCAAAGUCGAAAGAUAAGGAGCAGGAACCAGCGCCGUUGUCGGUGUACCAGAACGGCACCGCCACGGUCAAGCGCCGACCGGCCUCGGACACAAGCGGCACGGAUGCCUCGCGCUCGGCGGAUCAGCAGGAGAGACCGGACCGUGCAUCGACGCAGCUCCCUGCAGAAGGCGAACCCAAGAAACCCGUGAAGCCGCCGGUAUCUCCCAAGCCUGUCCUACCCCAGAAAGUCUCUGGGCCUCCCACACCCACCUCCAAAAAGGCCCCCAUUCCGGGGCCCGGCAGUCCAGAAGUGAAGCGAAUCCACGGCACUCCCCCUCCAAUCUCCCCCAAGCCUACGCCUCCCCCGACCGCCCCCAAGCCGAAGGUCCACGCUACCCUCCAGUCGGCAAGUGCCAGCUCCACGCCUGCGCCAUCCCCUGCCAAGCAGCUGGCUCCUACCAUCAAGCCAUCAAGUACUCCCCCGUCGCUCUGCUCCAGCCCGGCUAAGCCCCUCUCGCCAGGCGGGCCACCCCCGCAGAUGGUACCCGUCAAGCCACCACGCUCUUCCAUCGCAGGGCCUUCGACAGAGAGCAUCAGCGCAGAGAGCGCGCAUCAGAAACUGGAGGAGACGAGCGCCUCGCUCGCGGCUGCCCUCCAAGCCGUGGAGGAGAAGAUCAAGCAGGAAGACGGGCAGGCAUCCGACUCUGCUGCAGAAUCCAAGAGCACCGUCAGCAUUCUGGAUGACAUCGGCAGUAUGUUUGACGACCUCGCCGACCAGCUGGACGCCAUGUUGGAAUGAGUGCUGGAGAACAACCCAGCCAACCCUCAGGAUCUGCCAAGGGCACAAGGGCACAAUCAUCUCCACGAGUAUCGUCCCUUUCCCCUUCCCCCUUUCCCCUCCCCGCCGUCUUUUGAGGUUUGCACAAAGAAGAUAAGAUUACCUCAGGAUUGUGCUGAAAACAAACGGAGAUGCUUGGGAAAGGCUUUCCUUGGGACCAGUUUUGCUGAAGCGAAACACGAUAACGAGAAAGGGAAUCUCUCCUGCGUGUGUCCUUGUUUUUCUACCUAACCGACCUGCUGACCUUGGGGGAAAGAAGGACAGCUGGAAUUCUCCUCCAAAUAAAGCAGAAAGCAACCGUGCCUCUUUCCGGCCAGGAGCUUCCUUGUCCGUGGGCUGAACGUCAUCUUGCAACAGUCUCUAGGCCAGAUGGCGGCCAAGUAACUUGCUCCCCUCGGACUGCCGUGCGUGUCUCUUUCUCGUUUAACCGGGAAGGUGUCCCUGUUCUCUCUCCGAGAUCAAAGCCCCCCCCCCCUUUCUGUGACAGUCUCAACAAGUGAUCAGAAUGUGGCACAACUAAGUCUUCAGUCUUUUACUGCUGACUGUUCUCGUUAUCCCUUUGGGUUGACGUUUUGUCCCGGUGACCCUCUUGCCUUUUGUGUCGGUAUCGUUCCAAGACUGAGCGCUGCCCUUCUUGCGUGCUCCUGCUGUCUCGGUUCCUGUGCCUGUCUGCCGUUGUUGGGGUGCGGGGAAGGAAGUGCUGGAAGAGGAGGGGCAGGAGAUGCCCAAGGGAAGCCGCCAGCCCAGGGCGAGGGGGUGGGGCUUUUGGUGGGCUGCAUGCUUCGUUUCUUUGUCCCAAAGGUGUUAGUCUUCUCCUGGUGACGAUGAAGCUUGUAACUGUGGGAAGUUUUGUUCUGUUAACGAGUCCCAUUUGACAAAUAAGCUCCUUUUUUUUGGGUUUUGUUUUUGUUUGUUUGCCUCGUUGCUGGCGGGUGCCGUACAAAAAGCUUUGGUAUGUUUGCAUGAUUGAUACGGUGUUGAAACUUGAAAAGCGAACAAAAAAAAAAAGGAAAAAAAAAAGAGACAUUCUGACUGAAUCCCCCUUGUAAAUACACCCCGGUAGCUGUUGCAGCUGCCAUAGAAGAAUAUUUAUUCCUGGGUUUUUUUGGUGGGGAGGGUGGGGAAAAAGGUUAAAAUAUAUCUCCGGGCAAAUAGCAGUUGUGGUUCUGAGCAUGAGGGACUUCUGAUUGCACUUUUUCUCUUUGUUUCCAAAGAGCUCGUCACCUGAUUGGACAAUGAAACCUUCCCUUACCUACCUUCUUUCUGGGAGGGUGUGCACAGGUGCAGGGAGAAGAGCUGAGUAGACAGUGGGCAGGCAUGGGCAACUUACCUUAAUCACUUUUUGUGGAAUAUCUGGUCACCACACAGCAGUGCUGGCAAGGGUCCAGAGGUGUUUGGCAGUAGAGACCCUUCCUAUUGGGGUUUGGCGACUGGAGACCUCUCCAUGUACUAAAUGCAAUCAGCAAUCUCAAAAGUUUCUGUCAAGAAGGGUACAUUGGAACAUCGAUGAGAUAAUUCGGACUCUUUGGUCCUCCUUGCCCGUACCAAGCAUAGGCAGUCGGCCCGCUAUGUUGACAUGGGGUGUUGUGAGUUAGGAAAGACACUCUGUGGGAAGACGAGCCUCGCUAAGGGCUGCAGUGCUGUGCAUUGUGUGUCCAAGGAAUGAUAGCUUCUGAAUGUGUGCCGUUGUGAAUAGCACAAUCUUGAUGGUUACCUGCAGUAUCCACAACUAAAUGUUGAUGGUUGGAGAGGGGACACAGUAGCGGGGCUGAGCUGGCCGACUGGUACCAGGCUUUUUCUCGUAAGGUGAUGUUUAUAAGGUUGAGGUUCUCUGUUGCUGUGGAGUUAAAGGAGAGAGGUUACUAAGGGAAGAUUAGGCUGCAGGGACCAUGGAACUUGGCCCAAGAAACAAUAACUCUGUAGAAGUCUUGAGCAUGUCAUGAUGGUCCACCGUUAUGGCCUUGGACUCAAUAAAUCCCCCUAUUUCCCAGUUGCAGUGGGAAGUAGGAAAUCGAGUCAAUGGCCAAAGGUUGAUGGGAGGCAUAGUCACUCCAUAUGGAUCCACAAGGAUUCUCUCUCAACAUAUGAGGCCCCAUGGCCACUUCUCAAUGGGCAUAUCUUAUCUUAGACAAGCACAAUCUGGGAAUUCCAAUAAUGGAUUACCCAUCCUUACAAUGACAUGAGAACUCCGGUUCUUAGAGCACCGAUCAGCCGCUUUCUUUCCUAGUGGCAUUUCUUGGCAAUGAGGGGCCCCUCCUUUUCCUUAUCACCGUUAAAAUUAUCCCCACCUUGGUGAGAUUUGUCAUCUCUUUUUGCCACAAGAGAGCUAACGGCUUUCUUGGAAGCGGCAUUCAGUUCAAGUUAUUCCCAGCACUGAACUUGAUUCACUUUGUUAUGGGUUGAUUCCUGAAGACCUCUCAUCCAGAAUAUUUGAGGUCGCUUCUAUUCUGCCCCCCUCAGCCCCGUGGCUAUCUUGGUGGUGGAUAUCAUUAGACCUUUUGCAAGUCCCUUGAGGUUUCUCGCUUGUGGACCCUUAAAAGUUCUCCAUCAGAGAUUGAACAGGUUUGCAGAAGUUUGUCCUUUUCACAAUUAGGGUUUGCUUCCAGAAACGCUACAAUAGCAUAAGGCUUAGCACCAUUCCUCUAGUAGAUCUCAAAUGCUUUGUUACGGUGCUUUUAUACCUCAGUGAGCCCAGAAGUCACGUCACGCAGUCAAAUUCUAACAGGUCCCAUUAGCUUCACCGUUGCUUAGAUUUUUUUCCUGAUCAUCUUCUGGUUUCUUAGAUACCCUUUGUUGUCCAGAGAGACAAGUGGUCUGGAGAGACGAGUAGGUGCUGAAUUCUGAUCUCCCAGGCAUGCAUAACGGGGGGUGGCAUCUUCCCCUCAAGUAUGGGUCCACCAGUUACUAAAACUUUUCAGCCCCUUGUUGGCUUUACCCCUUCAGAUGUUAGUAAUAACAGAAUCUGCAGCUCUCACCUCUUUUCUCUUCCUUGCAUCAACAACAGUAUAAGCGCCCUAAAUCAUUUGGACACAAUUGAGAAAGAAGAGUCCACAUGGAAUGUCUGCCAUUCCCUUCCAGAUUUCAGGCCCCCUACGCCUCGAGCUUUCACCCCAAUGAGUAUUUUGUACCGUUACUGACGGCCAGCGGCCUUGACAAACCAGUGUUUACUUGGGCAUUCGCUGCCUUUAGGCCGAGGGGCCUGAUUCUCUCCUGAGCUUCCAUGAGUACAUUUCCCUUGUAGAGCUGUUGUCUUGCUUUGCAGACGCAGGGUCCUGUUUUCUAACCCUCCCCAGCCUGCAAUUUGGGGCCUCCUUUAACCCUCUGGGGUCCUUUGCCCUCUUCCUUUCUUGGGGUCCUACGAGAAACAAACUAGAAUCCAGAAAGUUAGAAAUGCUGACAGCAGAUCCUGCCUUAGAUUGGGAAGCAACCGGUUUUGCGUGCUUGAAAGCACUAAAUGAAGACCAGCCGCUCAGGAAAUCCCUCCUUCCCCUCUUUCUCCACUACCCCUGGGCUGCUUUUUCCAGAGACCCUCCAAUUCCUCCCGACUCAGCUACAGACCCUGAGUCACAGACCCCUAGGGUUAAUAGGUGACAUUUAUUAAUCGUGCUGUGGGCAAAAGCCCCCUUAUUUCAGCUGUGCAAAAUGUGGAGAACAAAAUCCACAUUUUUUUUUUCUUUUAGAAGGGUGUAAAGGGUUAAGGAAAAAAUAAGCUAUAGAGUAUUAAAUUAUUGGAGAAGAAAGAUUAUACUGAGUGAUUUCCCCCCCCCCCUCCCUGAGAAAAUUAGCAAAAUGAAAGGACUUUAAUAUAUAUUUAAAAAGAGUUAAUAUUAUCAAUUGUAUAUUAAAACAGUUUUAAAGAGAAAUUGAAUUGAAAGAACUGGAGUGGAGCUUGACCAUUAGACUUGUCCGAACCUCUGACUUGUGGUGAGACCAUCUUUACAAGUAGCACAAGGUUUUUAAAGGUACCGUUACUUUUGUUUUCGGGGAGUGCAAAAAUGUUUCUGUUAACACGGGCUUGUGUUUUUUCUUCUUCUUUGCCAUGUUCUUUUCUACACCAUUUUAGCAAACAGCAAAAGACGUGCCUUCCUUUAUGAAUUAUUUGGUACAAUCUCGUCUCCUACCAGUGUGUUCUUUUUUCUGCGUUCUGCUUUUUAAAAAAAAAAACUGAUAAAAUAAAAUCAGGGUGUGGAUGUGUGUGUGUGGAUGUAAUUUUGACACACAAGCAUCUCUGUACACACAGGAAUUUCUCUGGGCUAGAAAAUGGCUUUUAAGUUGGGAAUGCCGUUCUGGUUGAUUCUUUUGCGCUAUCUUUUUCUUUUCUUUUCAUUUUUUGUUUGUGUGAGAACUGGGUGGCCACAGGUGAGGCUGAGUGAGGGCGUGUGGGGUUCACCCCUCUCUUCUCCAAGUACAGAUAAGUCUGUCUUUGCUGAUCUCCAAAAUUUGUCUGGCACAACUUUAUUAAAUAAAAAAAUACUUUAAAAGAACAAAAUGAAAUGACCACAUGAAUAUAUCUGUUGUAAAGAGAGAGAGAGAUUAAACAAAAAAAAAAGCUGUAUCUUAAAAAAAAAGUAUUCCAAGAUUCUUAUGCUGGAUAUAUAUGUGUAAUAUAUAUAUGAAACAUAUAUUUUUAUUAAGUUAUGGAACCUGUAUUGUAUGUCCAUUCUGUCUAAGCUAUGCAUCCUGAUGCCGACCUCCUUUUCUUGCCUCUGACGUCCCACCUACCUGUAUUGUGGUUAUUAUGAAAAAUAAUAUUUGAUGGCUAUUCGUGGUGCUGUAAAGAACUUUGCUUCUAUUUAAAAGAAAA